CCAUAUACUCGGGCCACGUGCACCUCCAAUGACCGACAGAAGUCUAAAGACGUCAAGGAUCUUAACCGUCUCAUUGGCUUGAGAACGCGUUCUUUUCGAGAAAUGUCCCUCAAAAUCAUAUUCUAUGUGUACAUUCUUGGUGGAUUUACCUUAGUUCCUCUCCUUCUAUGCGCUCUGGUUGCCUACACCAUCUACACCUCAGAACCAGUCUCUGAAGAUUCAAAGGCAAAAUCCAUAGUGACUGAGGAAGAUGUUGGAAAGGAUGUCCCGGAUGUGCAGGACAUGCCAAAGACGCGGAAGGGCUGGUUGACAGUCCGACGGACGUUCGAGGAAUCGACAUUCGAUGGUGGCUACGUUACCCUUGUACGCUCCUUCCUCGAUGCACGGUCCAAGGAUCCGAAACGUUCGCGGCCCAAGGACAUGUGGUAUGUCGUACUCAAGGGACAAAUUCUCUAUCUAUAUGAGGACGAGACGAUGACUGAUUGCGAAGCGGCAAUUCAGCUGGGAAGUCACGACGUGGUCAUAUACCCAGAGGGUCUGCUCGACGGCGAGCUAUUUACGAAGAGGAAUUCAAUUUGUUUGAAACCGAAGUCGGAUGUGAAGGUCAUGCCGAGUUUGACGAGAGAAAUGAAGCUGAAUGAAAACGACGACGGAGAAAGGACGAAGGAAGGAGAGAAGGCUAAGAAAGUGGCGGAGUCAGCGGCGCAAGCUAUGGCGAGAGAGCAAGCCCUGGAUCAGCAGUCGCCUUGGUUCAUAUUCGUGCGCUCAACGGUGGAAAUGGAGGACUGGUAUUUUGCCCUGGUGCACGCCUCACAACAUCCCGCUCAGACACCUACUCUUGAUGCUCUUCAGACCGUUUUUUCACCCUCAGACAUGAACCUCCUUGUGUCUACAUUGGACGAGCAACCAGACAUUAUCCCUAUGCGCUGGUUCAAUGCUAUCUUUGGCCGAAUCUUCUAUAGCUUUUACAAGACUCAGCAUCUUGAAACAUUUAUCAUUGGCCGGCUUAUGAAGAAACUCUCCAAAGUGAAACGACCCAAUUUUCUUAACGACAUCCUUGUCACCGAAGUAUCUGUCGGCAACCGUACUCCUGUUUUUAGUAAACCGAUGCUCAAGGAGUUGACCAGGGAGGGUGACGCUUCCAUGGAAGUACAUGUCGCGUUCAAGGGAGAAGUACGCAUAACCCUACAGGCUACUGCCACCAUAAAUCUUGGCGCUCGCUUUAAGCCCUACGUUGUGAAGCUCGUUCUUGCUGCAGUGCUCAGAGAACUCGAGGGCAAUCUGCUCAUAAAGGUUAAGCGCCCACCGAGCAAUCGGAUAUGGUAUGCGUUCACCCAGAUGCCCAAGAUGGUCCUUAAUGUAGAACCGAUCGUUAGUGAUCGUCAGAUUACUUGGAACAUGAUCCUGUCUACUAUCGAAUCAUCGUUAAAGACUAUCAUUCAGGAGUCGAUUGUGAUGCCGAACAUGGACGACAUUGCUUUUUUCGACACCAGUCGCAGGGGAGGCAUGACUAGAGGUGGUAUAUGGGCGGACGCUGCCCAAAAGCACUCUGACAUCGUGAUCCCGAGUGAAAAUCAACCGAUUGCAUCAGAUGCAGGACCUCCACCGGAACCGUUUUUAUCCAACGAUGGAAGCACUUCUACAGAUUCUUUCCCGCCGUCCGUUCACAAAUCUUCCUCUCUUCAAGAAACUUCCUCCUCGGCUGCUGAACCUCCAUUGCUAACCCCUUCAUACACAAUGCCUGAGGAUGCUUCAUCAAAUAGACGCAAAACAUGGUUUUCUAGCGUACGAAAUACUCAUACGGAUGCUGAGUACUCCUCGGAUAACAAUAUGGAGAAUGAGUCACGGGGACGAACAUUGGAUGUAGAUACAAGGAAGACCCCAGCCGUCAGAUCGCAGUCGACCCCAAAUGCAGAAUCUAUAUUAGAGAAUGAGAAUGACGAGGAAGGAGCAACGACCUCGUCAUCUCUAGCUGCACCACUCGUUAAGCAACGCUCCGCUUCACAAAGCUCUUCAGGAACAGUGAACGAGUUGUCUAACGAGUUAUCUACUUCUUCUGCAUCAGACAACACUCGCAUAGGGCAAAACAUUGAUGGAUCGUCUCUCGCAGUCCCUGCGCCCACGACUGAUACUCCGCCUAGUCCAAACAACUUUCUUACGACGCUCAAGAGCCGCGCAGCCGACAAACAAGCUCUGAGUAAUACUGCGAAGGAGACUAUGCGAAAGUGGGGAAUGAAAUGGGGUGGUAUGAAUAAACCUUCGCCAGGAUCAUCCUCAAGCUCUUCACAUGAGGAUAUGCCCGAUCAUGACACAGUGGGAGAGAGCUCAGGACUCACUCACUCUCGCUCACGAACGAUGAGUGCUCUGGGUGGCGCUUCGUCCAAUUCUCAGAAAACACGCGCGAGUUAUGCCGAAGUCCGGGCUGCAGUUGCAGAGAGAAAGGGGCGGGUAGAACACAGUCAAGAACUCUCACCCAGUAGAAGCCUAACACCUUCGGCUACAUCUACCCCGAUCGCUAUUCCCCCAAAUAAGAACCUCUCCUCACAAAACACUGAAUUCUCUGACAACAGCUUAGUCUCCUCUAGUGGCUCGUCUGUAUCUUCAUCUAGCGUCCGGGGUUCCUCGUCAUAUCCUAACAAGCCCAUUCUCGAUUCAGAUGGAGGGGCCUCUGAUAUGCAUAACCAAAUCAUGUCGGUUUCCUCAUCGGCUUCGAACUCAUCUUCCACAACUUCAACUAAAUCCAGUGUUGACGAAGCAAAACUUUCUUCUCGCUCUCAUGUCAACCCGGAUGUUUCGAUAGAUGAAGUAGCACCGGCCCAUGCGCCAAUUCAUGUGCAGCCGCAGGCCAAAACCAUGUCGAUACCAGGCAUUCACGCAAGUCAUCGAGGAGAAGUCAUGUCUUUGGGUUACGUCCCGCCAUCACUACAGGAAGAUAAGACGAAGGAUAAACAAAGGGGCAGAACAACAUCUCAGGGCUCUUCCACGCUCUCGAACUUAAGCUCUCUAGGGGCGAGUUCUAUGGGCUCGUUGUCGAAAAAUCCAAAACUGCAGUCCAUGUAUCGGUUAUGGAAGCAGGCCGCUUCAAACAACUCGAAUUCGGAAAAUCACGGGCUAGCUGAAGAUGCAGCUGCUUCUUCAACUUCGCUGUCUCCGGAAACAGAUUUGGCUUCAACAAGUAAUGGUACUUUGUCCCAGCCAGACCCGAGUGUCAUACAAGCUGCGCCUGUCCUGCCGGCUUCGAUGACGUCAUUAUCCAAACGCGUGCCUCCACCUCCGCUACCUCCAAGGCCCUCGCCUGUGACCAUUUCACCCUCUCGUCCGCCACCGCUGCCAGCCCGUACUCCUUCUAGUGCUGGUCUAGCCAGUUUAACGAACUCUUCUUCUAUCUCACAGCACUCACCUAAUCCUUCGAGUCAAAGUUUGACGCCUCCUCAGCCAACUAUGUCUUCCGCCCAGGAUGUCUUGAAGGGAAUCGCUACGAAGGAUGAUCAUACUCGAAAACGGGCAUCACUGACGCUCUCAUCUACACCACCCUCACCCACUAUUGGACGCCGGGUUAGUUUGACAGGUCCAAGAUCGCCACGAGCACCUCCUUUGACUCUAGAUGAUCCAGCGCGCGCGAUAUCAGACACGAGCAAUGCAAACACUUCAGACGCUCUCGCAAACUCACAAUUAGAAGUAGACGCGACGCGAGCUUGGGGCCUAGACGAUGAGGACUUAUUCUCUGAAGGUACCGCAGAGCCUAAUGUACAUUGAGUUGGUUUGUAGUACUAUCUCAUACUAGUUUAUAAUAUUUAGGAUUGUCGAGUAGGGUAUCGUGUAUAAUGUCUGUUCACAAAUUGCAUUGACGAUUACUGAAAAUACAAGGAAUGUGAUCGAAAUAAAGGCAAAUACAAGCUUAAGGCUCAACAACGUGA
Messenger RNA from Lentinula edodes (shiitake mushroom), 3917 nucleotides. RefSeq lists its product as uncharacterized. Gene Ontology annotation, biological process: phospholipid transport. Lineage: Eukaryota; Fungi; Basidiomycota; Agaricomycetes; Agaricales; Omphalotaceae. Gene Ontology annotation, cellular component: endoplasmic reticulum; ERMES complex. The transcript has 2 exons. Gene Ontology annotation, molecular function: lipid binding. The coding region runs from base 103 to 3756 and encodes 1217 amino acids. The record is from RefSeq and is a predicted model, not a curated record.